Messenger RNA from Rotaria sordida, 1908 nucleotides. NCBI's taxonomy places the organism in Eukaryota, Metazoa, Rotifera, Eurotatoria, Philodinida, Philodinidae. The record is from the annotation of a GenBank genome assembly.
AUGGCUACCUAUAUUGCACCUUCAUUUUGGAAAAGUAAUUGGACAGCACUCAGUGAAAGUGCCUUUCAAAUGAAUGAAUGCAAUAAAAUGACAUACCGUACUUAUCAAUCGUCCAGCACCAGUAAAUCCUCCAAGACAGCGCCGGAAAUUACAAAAGAUAUUUGUUAUCGCACAGUGUUUGUACAUAGUGUAACUGGUCAUGACUUGUUCGAUGGAACGUUCGAAAGACCUAUGAAAACUAUUCAAGCCGCUUUAACUCUCACGCGAACUCUGCGUACUAUGCACAAUAGUGAUUAUACACUGUGUAUUAGCAUACGUGGAGGAACCUACUAUCUUGGUACGAAUGUUACUACGACUAGUAGUCAAAUUGGUGCGAUCGCACUGACAAGUAAUGAUAGUAAUCUUGUAAUCGAAAACUAUCAGGAUGAGCGCGUCGUAUUGAGUGGUGGCACAUUAUUACAACUGCAAUGGUCCGUUCAUGCAAAAACAGCAGCUGGUGGUACAAUCAUGAAAGCUCAGAUACCAUCUUAUGUUAAACUCGACGAUUUUAACGAGUUAUAUAUCGAUGGCAGGAGAGCUAUUGUCGCUAAAUAUCCUAAUGGUGAUCCUUCUACUCAAGGCGUAUAUGCCAAAGAUCCUGGAUUCUCUUUUGAUGCGCAAAGAUGGUGGCCACCGAGUUUUAAUCCAAGUGUAGAAAUUCGUGUACAAGAACCUUAUCGUAACGGCACAGUAUUUACAAAUUAUCAACUUGGUGUAGGUGGUGGUGCUGCUGUUUUUAAUCCACCUACCAAUUUUUGGAGUACAGCUUCACCACCUGCAGGCGAUAAUUAUGUUGUUCCUCGUGGUCUUACCGUGAAAAGUGGUGCCAUGCCUCAUAUUGGUAAUUGGAGUAAGCCUACGACUGGUUUCGUGCAUGCUUUUCAUGCUGGUUAUUGGGGUAGUUGGGUAUUCGAAAUAGCAUCGAUCAAUACUACCGAAAAUACCAUUAUGUUUGCCCGAGGAGGAUUUCAAGAAGCACGAGGUUCGGAUGCUGGUGGUGCAUUUUAUGUUGCAAACAUUUUCGAAGAGCUUGAUUCACCAAAUGAAUGGUUCUUGGACAAAGAUACUCGUACUCUCUAUUUUAUGCCCAACGAAACUAUGCCUGACGUUUUUGUGGCCAGUCAAAUUCCUUGUCUCAUUUCCAUCAUUGGUAGUAGUAUCGAAGAUUCUGUCAAAAAUGUACUAAUACGAGGUUUGAUACUAACAGAGACAAGUAGUACCUAUAUGAGAGAUUAUAUGGUACCAGGUGGUGGUGAUUGGGCUGUUCAUCGAGGUGGCACUAUGUAUUUGAGAAACACGCAAUAUGUCACUAUUACACACAAUUUAUUCACACAAUUGGGCAGUAAUGGUGUGGCUUUAAUUGAUUAUAACUUUGCUACCUCUCUUACUUUGAAUGAAUUUGUAUGGUUGACUGAUUCGGCUAUCAUACUUGUUGGUAGUACGUAUGGAAUUGAUGGCUUUAGUAUCGCUAGUCAACCUGACAAUAUACUCAUACAGUCCAAUCUCAUACAUGAGACUGGUAUCUAUAUCAAACAGUCAUCACCAGUAUUGAUUGCUAUAAGUAGGAGUGUGUCUGUCGUCGGUAAUCUCAUGUUCAAUAUACCACGAGCGGCAAUCAAUAUCAAUGAUGGUUUCUAUGGUAAUCAUACUAUUAGUUGGAAUGUCAUAUUCAAUACUGUGCGAGAAACUAGUGACCAUGGGCCAAUCAACACAUGGGAUCGACAACCAUUUUUGAGUGAUGCAGUGCAACAUGACGUACCUUCACUCUGGCAGCAUGAAAGUUAUAUUCAUCAUAAUACUCUCUUCAAUAAUUACAACGCUUUAUGGCCCAUUGAUCAUGAUGAUGGUAGUUGUUUCUAUGAAGAUAGU